CCAACUUUCAACUCUACCAUCCAGCAUAUGGAAACAUAAUCUCACCAGAUAAAAACAAAGCUAGCCAGCGAUGUGUAGUUUCUGAUAUGAUUAUCUUUAUUUUAAUAGUUAGCUAGAUAACUGUAAAUUAUCAUAACAUAGAAAACAUAAAAACUGUUUCGUUGAAAAGAGGCCGAAAGCGUCGGGGGACAAUGUCGAAUUCCGUGGUCGAGUUCCAGGGGCAGAUAGCCUCAAUCAUGGAGGUGCUAGCCAACGCUGCUGUAGCCGAAAUCUGCAAAAUUGUUGACGAUGGCUAUGCGGUUGUACACCUGAAAAUGUCCCAAAGCCACAAGGAGAACGAAUUUCUCCGGAGGAAAUUGAAAUUGAUGGAACUUCAGGUCGCCAGGUUUCGAUCAGAGAGAACAAAGUUUUCAGAGGGGUCCGUCCACAACCGCUUCCAUGGAAUACGCCUGCUAAACAGACACAACCAUCGAGAGAAGGCAACGACAGGACCUACUUGGCAAAGCAGAGCCAGACUUUCCAACAGGAGUUUUGGGAACAGCAGCAUACCAAGAGACAGACAGCCCAUAGACGUGGACCAAGAGGAUGUCUCUACAUCAAGGCAUAUGGAUGCUACAAGUGAUGAGCAGUCAGCAGAGACAGAGGAAGGGGAACCAGACCUGCUGAUCAUCAAGGAUGAGGGGGAAGCAGAUGACCAGGACUCUAGGAUCAGCCACCCAGCCAGAACAGUGGAGGGCAGCAGAGAGCUAACCACCCAACUGGCUGCUGCCACCACCAAGGAUCCCGCCUUCCAGCCCAGAGGUCCCAGAGGCAACAACUACAACACCGCUAUGGAGCAGUCAGCAGAGACAGAGGAAGGGGAACCAGACCUGCUGAUCAUCAAGGUGGAGGGAGAAGCAGAUGACCAGGACUCUAGGAUCAGCCACCCUGCCAGAACAGUGGAAGGCAGCAGAGAGCUAACCACCCAACUGACUGCAGCCACCACAGAGGACCCUGCCAUUCAGUCCAGUGGCCCCAGAGGCAACAACAACUACAUCAACACCGCUAUGGAGCAGUCAGCAGAGACAGAGGAAGGGGAACCAGACCUGCUCAUCAUCAAGGUGGAGGGAGAAGCAGAUGACCAGGACUCUAGGAUCAGCCACCCUGCCAGAACAGUGGAGGGCAGCAGAGAGCUAACCACCCAACUGACUGCAGCCACCACAGAGGACCCUGCCAUUCAGUCCAGUGGCCCCAGAGGCGGCAACAACUACAUCAACACUGCUAUGGAGGUCAGUGGAUCUGACGUCGUCUUCCAGUCAGAAACAGGAAAUGUGAACCAGGGACUCCAGCAGUACACAGGAUUUGAACCCAGAGCAGAGAGACCGAGUCUGGACACAAAGUGUGACAUGUACGGUGGCCUCAAUCUCCUAAGAGAUUCUUUAAACCAGAUGUGCAGAGAGGUAGUAGCGACUGAUAAUGGUGCCUCUGCUGCUCACACUAAAGUAAUGGACCUAGGGAGUGGCCCAGUGGGCCCAGAAACACAGACUAGCUCAGACAUAGAAAUGAGAAGUGUAGGGUUAGAAAACCACAGGUUUUCCCCCAAGUCAUUCCAUUCCUCAUCAGAACAUGUGAUAGUGAUUGACUCUGUAUCCAGUGGGCAGCAGGUAGAUAGAGAUUUUGAGUGGGGUCAGGUGGGUACAGCUAAUACACAGGUCAAUGGGACUGGAAAUAUGCAGGGAGAGGGAGUGUUUGAGAGGAACGCACCUACGAUGGCAAGCCUCCAUAGACACUCUGAAAUACCAGGAAGAGGAGUUCAACAACCAGCUCAUACCUCACUUCCUGUCGGCCAUUUUAGACAAAGCGCCACAACUUCAUCUCACUCGAGUAAUCUUGCCACACACGUUAGACCUGACACCAUAGAGCAAUUGUACAGUUGCCUGAGCUGCCAUAAGAAGUUUGUCCACGAGAGCGACUUGCGGCAGCACGCGGUCAUCCACACCAGAAAGCGGGCGUUCGCCUGCAACUUGUGUGAGAAGAGCUUUAUGUCCCGCACCGAUCUCCAAAUGCACCUGAAUGUCCACACUGGAGAGAAGCCAUUCAGUUGUGCACAUUGCGGGCGCAGGUUCUCCCACUCCAGCAAUCUGAAAAGACAUCAGAAGCUUCAUCAUUGAGAAAUUGGACCGAAGCAAGAAAUUCUUAUUGAAAAAAGCUGUUAUAGCAAUAUCAUGAGUUCAAACUUGAUUUGUUCUACAGUUCAUUCGGGAAGUAUUCAAUCUAUACACAUUACCCCAUAAUGACAAAGCAAAAACAGGUUAUACAUUUUUGCAAAUGUGUGUGAUAUAAAUUAACAAAUAAAAACUGGAAAUAUUACAUUUA
This is a messenger RNA of Salmo salar (Atlantic salmon), 2355 nucleotides long. RefSeq lists its product as uncharacterized. The record is from RefSeq and is a predicted model, not a curated record. Lineage: Eukaryota; Metazoa; Chordata; Actinopteri; Salmoniformes; Salmonidae. Gene Ontology annotation, biological process: regulation of transcription by RNA polymerase II. Gene Ontology annotation, cellular component: chromatin; transcription regulator complex; PcG protein complex. Gene Ontology annotation, molecular function: RNA polymerase II cis-regulatory region sequence-specific DNA binding; DNA-binding transcription factor activity, RNA polymerase II-specific.